UCUACCAGGUCUCGGAUUGAACCGUAUAGAGAGAAAGGCUCGUAUAGACCUUGAAGUAUAAGAUGCCCGUCAGGCCUACUCGACAGAAAUCUUGAUCUGUAUUGUGACAACUGAGGCAGGCUCCUUUUAAAUUCGUUCAUUCUUACAACAUCGACUCUCGUUUCUAUCAACAAACUUACAAACAACCAUCAUGCACGCUGUCACUAUUUUCAUGGCUGCUCUAGCCUCUUUUGCCGCUGCUGCCCCUACCCUCAAGGGUAGCCACCUUUUUUUCGACGUUGACUACGCUCACCCGAGCCACGCUUCUACACCAAGCCAGGCUCCUACUCCAAGCUAUGCUCCACAACCAAGCCAUGUAGCUAGUGGGCUACCACAACACAGCGGAGCCUCGAGCCUCCCAAGCAGCUAUCCGAGUGGCUAUCCAAGCGCAGUCCCAAGCGGUGUCCCAAGCGGUGUCCCAAGUGGCGUCUCAAGCGGUCUUCCCCAACCACCAGCGCCAACUGGUCCUGUCACUUGCUUCGACGACUUCGACUGCUGGGUGUUGCCAGGAAGCAAGUGUGUCGGCGGAUCCAAGGAUACAUCCUACACUGGAAUCUGCAAGGCGCAAUAGAUUCAAUGUUGUUCGUCGCCUUAGGCCGGGUCUAGGGUUCUAAUUUGGACACCCGUUUUGAUAGAUGUCACUCUUUUUGGUAUUUGCCGAGCAGGCGGCAC
Pseudovirgaria hyperparasitica is the source of this 711-nucleotide messenger RNA. RefSeq lists its product as uncharacterized. The transcript has 3 exons. Lineage: Eukaryota; Fungi; Ascomycota; Dothideomycetes; Acrospermales; Acrospermaceae. Bases 191 to 610 code for a protein of 139 amino acids. The record is from RefSeq and is a predicted model, not a curated record.